Pocillopora verrucosa is the source of this 1914-nucleotide messenger RNA. NCBI's taxonomy places the organism in Eukaryota, Metazoa, Cnidaria, Anthozoa, Scleractinia, Pocilloporidae. The record is from RefSeq and is a predicted model, not a curated record.
AUGACGUCUGCUGAAAAUGUACGUGAACUUUGCAGCACAAAUAUUUUUGAGUACGCGAUAUCAAGAUCUACAUCGAGACCAAACAGUUGGCUGAGAAGUGACAAGAUCACGGUUAAUGAAGCUAAGAGACUUGAUGUAACUGUUCGGUAUUUCAUCGCAGAUUGCUCUUCCAUGGGGAAAAAAGGAGAAAAUAAAUGCGUGAAUGCUAUCGACUUGUAUGUCAAACAGUCAAACCAGGAUAUUAUAGACAAGUCAAACUAUCCAAAUCCUCUAUCACACACAACUUCAUAUGAAAAAAUAGCAGAACUGGGACACCCAACCAAUGUGGAAACAUCCAAAACAGUAUCAGUAGUCAUAAAAAGAAAAUUUCUCUUCUUAGCAUUCCAUAAUAAUGGAGCGUGUAGUAUCUUGUACUCUGUCAAAGUUAGUUACAACUUUUGCCCUGAGAAGAUACUCGGCAACAACUUGUUAGUGUUACCCAGAACAGCAGCACCAGCGAAUGAAUUGGAAAUCUCACGAGUUGAGGGCAGAUGUAAAGAAAAUGCGGUUCAAUUUCUUAGCAGUCUGCACGCCUAUUGCGAUAGUAGAGGAAGUUGGAACAAAACUUCGUUUGAAGGGAGAUGUAUUUGUAAAGAAGACAUGGAAAAUACCGACGGAAGAUGUCAAGACUCAAAGGCUGUCAUAUAUCUGAACAUUAUCUAUGGAUUUGUUGUCUUAUUGGUACUUUUCAUAGUUGGCUCUGUAUGUUUUAUCAUUUACAGAAGAUGUCGACACCAAAGAAAUAGAGACCGUUUUGAAGAACCCGAAACAGCAGAGCCUACAGGCACCAUGAGUUUAGAGCCCGGAAAAGCAGAAUCUACAGGCGCUAUGAGGGUAGAGCCAGAAAAAGCAGAAUCUCUCAUUAGUGCGUACGAUAAUGUGGCACUGUGGACUGUAGCCGAGGGUCAAAAUGAGGAUGGCAUUCGACUUAUCCGUGAUCAGAUCAAAACAAUUAGAUUUCUAGGGAAUGGAAACUUUGGUCAAGUCUACCAUGCAGUUUACGGACCUUUACGAACUGAGGUGGCGGUGAAAUCACUGAGAGACGAUGCCACAAAGAAGGACCUAAAAGACAUACUGACAGAACUGGACCUUAUGAAAUCUUUGAAACCUCAUCCUCAUGUUGUAAGACUCAUCGGAUGUUGUACAGAAAAAGACCCAAUCAUGAUAGUUUUAGAGUAUUUACCAUACGGUGAUCUGUUGGGAUAUCUGCGCAAGAGCAGAGGGAUCGAGGAUACUUAUAACUCAGGAGAAAAGAGACCAAGCUCAACACUCACAGAAAAGGACCUCUUGUCCUUUGCGUGGAUGAUCGCUGAUGGUAUGAGCUAUUUGUCAACAAUGAAGGUUGUUCAUCGUGAUUUAGCAGCCAGAAAUGUGUUAGUAGGUGACAAUAAAGUGUGCAAGAUAUCAGACUUUGGUUUGGCACGUGGUUUGGAGGGCGAUGUAUACAUGAGAAAGGCUAAGGCUCGCCUCCCAAUCAAGUGGAUGCCCCCAGAAUCUCUUUUGUAUGGAACCUCUACCACUAUGAGUGAUGUAUGGUCUUACGGCAUUGUGAUGUGGGAAGUGUUCACCAUAGGUGAAUCACCUUAUCCUGGGAAAACGAAAUCAGAAAUAGCAGGUUUACUGGUAAAAGGAUACCGCAUGCCUAAGCCAGCCCACAUCUCUCAAGAACUGUAUUCGAUUAUGACUAAGUGUUGGGAAGAGAAACCUCAGGAAAGGCCAACAUUCCAGUGGCUUUGUUCUACGGUUAAAAAACUCCUUCAUGACCGAAAGAACCACGUCAAUUUAGAAGUCUACGAUACCAAGGAUUAUGUUAAUUUCGAUAUGAUGGCGGGAAAGGACCGUGAAGAAGAAACUGCAUCGAAUCAUGAUGACUAA